Callorhinchus milii (elephant shark) is the source of this 3317-nucleotide messenger RNA. It is a transcript of the gene st8sia4, whose product is annotated as ST8 alpha-N-acetyl-neuraminide alpha-2,8-sialyltransferase 4. Gene Ontology annotation, molecular function: alpha-N-acetylneuraminate alpha-2,8-sialyltransferase activity. The transcript is spliced from 5 exons. Gene Ontology annotation, biological process: N-glycan processing; oligosaccharide metabolic process. Lineage: Eukaryota; Metazoa; Chordata; Chondrichthyes; Chimaeriformes; Callorhinchidae. The coding region runs from base 241 to 1179 and encodes 312 amino acids. The record is from RefSeq and is a predicted model, not a curated record.
UGAGUGUGAGUGAGUGGGUGUGUGAGUGUGUGGUGUGAGUGAGUGUGAGGACGUUUGCAAUGUGCAUCGUCGAGAAGUGCUGCUCCUUAUUGUAUUGUGUUGGGCUGAGGAAGGGUCUGGACCGGCGUCUUAGCGAAAGUCUUUGGGUUAGAAGAGGAGAGGAGGGGUCGGUGGAAGGAAAAUAUACCGUUUGGGUGGAAGUGGAUCAGUGAGGAUGGAGAAACGAGUCCAACCAGGCUGAUGGUUAAUAGUUCCAAUAAAGUGAAUAGAAAGGAUGUUCGCCCGAUCUUCAAACACUCUGUGGAGGGCUGGAAAAGCAAUUUAUCCCUGGUUAUUAAAAUAAGGAAGGAUAUUCUUCGAUUUUUAGAUGCAGAACGAGACAUAUCAGUGGUCAAGAGCAGCUUGAAACCUGGGGAUAUAAUUCAUUAUGUGCUGGACAGACGUCGCACACUUAACAUCUCACGCAACCUGCACAGCCUUCUGCCAGAAGUGUCGCCGAUGAAGAACAAGCGAUUCAACGCUUGUGCAGUCGUUGGAAAUUCAGGGAUUCUUCUGGGUAGCGGAUGUGGAAAGGAGAUUGACAGCCAUGAGUUUGUAAUAAGGUGUAACCUUGCUCCUCUUGUGGAAUACACUGAUGAUGUUGGAUCCAAAUCUGACUUUGUCACUAUGAAUCCAUCCGUCGUGCAAAGAGCUUUUGGAAGUCUCCAGAAUGAGACAGACAGAGAAAACUUUGUCCGCAGACUGGCGGUACUGAAUGACAGUGUUCUGUGGAUCCCUGCGUUCAUGGUUAAAGGUGGAGAAAGGCAUGUGGAGUGGGUGAACGAACUAAUUCUAAAGAACAAACUGAGCAUCCAGACAGCCUAUCCAUCCCUUCGACUCAUCCACGCUGUGCGAGGAUACUGGCUGACAAACAAGGUUUACAUCAAGCGGCCCAGCACAGGCCUUCUCAUGUACACGCUUGCAACUCGAUUCUGUGAUGAGAUCCAUCUUUAUGGGUUCUGGCCCUUUCCAAAAGAUGCAAAUGGAACACCAGUUAAAUACCAUUACUAUGAUAACCUGAAGUACAGAUAUUUCUCCAAUGCCGGACCACACCGAAUGCCACUGGAGUUCAAGACAUUAAAAUCUUUGCAUGACAGAGGAGCUCUGAAAUUGACAACAGGGAAAUGCGGGCAGCCCUAGUGUUCACAAUUCAAAAGCAGGAUCCUGCCUUCUGAUAUGUUGGUGUGAUUUGUACACACUGUGAUUUGACCUGAAAAGAUACUCACCAGUGAUAAUUACGACACUGCUGUAAAGUGCCCAUCGCCAGCUAAGCUUGUAGCCGCAGAGUGUUCCAAUUGAACGAGGUAGACUCAAUGUUAGGAGCAAAAUGCAAGCAGUGACGUGUUAACAAGGAUUGAAUAUUGAGUGGGUAGGCUCGAGAGAUUUGCCAUCACUAGCAGGGCUCUGAAAUUAUUGAAGUCUGAGAGGUCCUGAGAACUUAAUGGGGCCUGGUGUUAACCAGAGGUGGCCAGUAUAUAUCUUAAGCAACUGCCUCAGCGAGCGAUCAAUGCUGUUAUAGCAUCCAAGCUUUACAAUAAUAAUUUGGUGACAGUUUCAACACUUUCUUGUCAUUGCUGUGACUUAUGCGAGUACGCGAAUUGGUCAAGGGUAAUAUCAGCUGUGGGAAGCCACCAGAAGAACGGAAUGGCUGACAGCACUUUGCUCAGUUUCUUUGGUAGUUUUAUAGCUCAAAGAAUGUGAAAGACGUUGUCUCGUGGUGUGUUGAAUGUGAACUGUGAAACUUAAAGGUGCCCUUUGUGCUGGUACCAAAGAUCUUUAUAUAGUGAAUCUUAGAACUUGCUUUUUGGAGACUGGGAUUUGGGGAAAGUGUUACUGAGGUAAAGUGUUUUGUGCAAUUGCUGUAUAGUUUGUGCAGGGGAAAUGAGAAGAGGAAGGGAGUGCAGCAGAGAGGAAUCAAAAAGCACAGGUUUUAUGUCAAUAGAAGCACAUCUGUACUAGUUCCUUAAAAGAACGUUAAAUAGGAACUUUUUUUAAAAAACAACGUACAUUUCAGCAGUUUACACAAACAAAAUGCUCCCAGUGUUCUGUGUCAGGCUUUGGUACGUUGGGGUGUGGAAAAUCUGACCAGUUGCACCGCUACUUAUUUCAUACUUAGUUAGCAAAGUUUCCAAUACUCCUCCUUUCAGUUCUUCAUAUUGACAUUACUGCGGUCGGUCAACUUCUGUUCUCUAACAGUGUGCUUCCCACAGAAUAGAGUUCCUCUUUAAAAUGCUAUCAAUUUGAAUACAGCAGACUCCCUGCUAAUUUUAGAACAGUACCAUAUGUCAGUUACUUGGGGUCUAACAUGCUGUUUGGUGCUGCUAAUGUUUUUUUGUUCCAGACAGUUUGCUAGAGUUAGCGAACAGCACAUGUUAGAACACAGUGUGUAGAGUAAGGAUGGUUGAAUCAGUAUUUUUUAUGACGUUUUGUGAUAGUUUUGACUUGAAUUCAUAUAGUUGGUCAAAGUGAUAUCCAGCUGUGAUUUCACAACUAAGAGUCUGUACUGCUGGUGAGAGACUGGCUCAGCUCCAAGCUUCCAUGUCAAGUGAAGCUUCCUAUUCUGGAUGAUCAGGGUAAUCUGCUUUGAUGAAAGAGACCGACCAAUUAAAGUUUGGUUGUGGGCCAGCCUAAUGCGAUUAGCCGGGUGUGGGUGGGCCAGUCCAACACUGGUUCUUCCCUGCUUGCAGUCAAUUAAACACACUGUGGGAUCUAAGUGAUUGAAAAUAUUACCAGUUAAUAGUACACUUCUUCCAGCUAAAAGGAGAAGACGGUUUGCUGAGAGUUCCAGAGAUCCUGCUAUCCUCACAGUAUAAAUGGGAAGUAAAUUGAUUAGGAAUCCUUCUUUGAAACUAGAAGAAGCAGACCAUUCUGGGGUUUAAUUUGUGAUGUUUCUUAAUGGUAUUCCUUAAUGAAAGCUGUGCUAGAAUGGAUGGAGUUCUCUCGAGACAAUAUGAUGCAUUUAUGUAAAUUACAUCAAGGAAUUCUCAUCUGUACCACUCGCAAUCGUUAUUAAGGAAUCCCAUUAAGAAACACUACAAAUUAGAUAUCCCUUUGUUUGUGUUGAGAUCUCAGCUGGCAGAAAUUUUGGAUCCUCACAGUACAAUGUCAUGUUUUAUUAUUGAAGCCUUGACUAUUUAUUACAAUGUUUUUACACUUGAAAAAUAAACCUUUUUUUUAACUUUUUUUCACACACCUUGGAAACUCUUCGAACACCUUAGCAACAAGUUUCUUUGUGGAUCCUCCCCUCCCCGCUGACCUUUUUCAGCCUACAUCGGUCG